UUGCCGAACAGUAGUUGUGUUCAUGAAGUUUGGUGCCACGUAGUUAACCUAAACACCGUUAUACUAUACUUUAUCAAUGUAAUUUAAGGGACCCAUUCGGAAACAGCGUGAGUACGCUUUGCAGGUAACAAAAUGAUAUUUUUUUCUAUUUUUUCGAUACUAUCGUUUGUAACUAUGCUAGUCCAUGGAGGCAAACUGCCUGACCCUGAAGUGAAAAUAGAAGUUCUGCAUAAACCACUCAUGUGUUACCGCAAGACAAAAUAUGGAGACAUGCUUCUUGUCCAUUACGAGGGAUUCCUGGAGAGCAAUGGCACCAUGUUCCAUUCCAGCCGCACAGAAGGGGAUAAAAACCCAGUGUGGUUCACCUUGGGGAUCCGAGAGGCUCUCAAGGGCUGGGACAAGGGUCUGAAGGACAUGUGCACAGGAGAGCGGCGAAAACUGACCGUACCUCCAGCGCUGGCUUAUGGGAAGGAAGGGAAAGGCAAGAUCCCUCCCGGCAGCACCCUCAUUUUUGACAUUGAGCUCAUCGAUAUCCGCAAUGGGCCACGAUCACACGAUUCCUUCCGGGAGAUGGAUCUCAACGAUGACUGGAAGCUCUCCAGGCAGGAGGUGAGGGCCUACCUGAAGAAGGAGUUUGAGAAGCACGGCUACUCACCAAAUGACACACAUCAUGAAGACAUGGUAGAGGACAUCUUCAAAAAUGAGGACGAGGACCAAGACGGUUUCAUCUCCGCCAGAGAAUUCACCUAUCAACAUGACGAACUGUAAAGGUUGCUGAAUGUGUUACCUGUAUUUUUUUUUCCAAAGUCUUACCUCUGCUUUAACUUGAAUGCCUUACCUUGGUUUUGUGAAAUGUAUUCAUGUGCCCAUUCAACAUGCACUGAAAAUGUCACCAUAGAUGUAU
Molecule: messenger RNA, 904 nt
Organism: Dunckerocampus dactyliophorus (ringed pipefish)
Lineage: Eukaryota; Metazoa; Chordata; Actinopteri; Syngnathiformes; Syngnathidae
Gene: fkbp14
Product: FKBP prolyl isomerase 14
Exons: 4
Coding region: 133-768 (211 amino acids)
Molecular function (GO): peptidyl-prolyl cis-trans isomerase activity; calcium ion binding
Source: RefSeq, a predicted model, not a curated record